AUGCAUCACCUGAGGCUUCCUGUGUUUCUCCUCACGGUGCUCGUGUUGCUGCGCUGCAUCGCUGCCGCUCCAAACUACAGGUACUUGAGUCCCAGCUCCUCCUCUGAGCAGGAGAGCGCUCCUCCAGAUGCUGAGAGCUGGUCUCUCCCGGAGCUGAUCUCCAACCCGUUCCUCGGCCUCAUGGCUUCACAGCCACAAAGAGGACUCGCCGGAACAAACAGUCACCACUUGGAGAAAAGGAAGUGCAACACGGCCACCUGCGUCACCCAGCGGUUGGCGGACUUCCUGGUUCGCUCCAGCAACACGAUCGGCACCGUCUACGUCCCGACGAACGUGGGUUCUUCCACCUACGGCAAAAGGGACCUACAGAAGCCUCCCAACUAUCUGCCUUUCUAGUAUAAACAGAGGAAACUGCAGUUUAUUUAUUCAAUGAUAAAUAUAUGACCAACCUUUUUCUGUAAAACGAUUGUGAGAAUGACGUUAAUGACUGAUUUGCAGUGCCUUUCAUUU
Messenger RNA from Nematolebias whitei (Rio pearlfish), 510 nucleotides. RefSeq names its product islet amyloid polypeptide. The coding region runs from base 1 to 396 and encodes 131 amino acids. Gene Ontology annotation, cellular component: extracellular region. Lineage: Eukaryota; Metazoa; Chordata; Actinopteri; Cyprinodontiformes; Rivulidae. Gene Ontology annotation, molecular function: hormone activity. The transcript is spliced from 3 exons. The record is from RefSeq and is a predicted model, not a curated record.